AUGUCAUUCACUUGUCAUCGGCUAUUCAUAAAUUCACCUCCUCGUUUCACCCUUUACAUCACCACCUCUCUUCCCAAAAACCCCGCCCUUCUCUCUCUCCCAAUCACCUCUCGCCCACAUUUCUCAAUCUCAAACCACAGCCUUCCAAACCCUCAUAAUUCAACCUCCCUCAGCUCCCAUCACUCUCGUAUCAGAGUAUACGAAUCCGAUGGCACUCUACAGUCAAACGACGUCGUCAACGGUGCUUUCAAUUUGGACUAUUUUCUUUCGGUUGCCGAGUUCUUGUGCCUUGCAUCGUCGGCACUCGUUUCGGUAGGUUUUGCAUUGAAUUGCGCUGUUUUGAGCUUAAAGAAGACGGCUUUAGUAGCAAUGGGGAACAACGUUUUGGCGUCUGGGGCUGUGGCUUUGGUAAUGGCGGUCGGAAUUGGGGCGUGGAUUCGGAUGCGGCAGUGGAGGCGGAUAUGUAGGGAGUCAGUGAAGGGUGGGCUGGAGGUGAAUUUGUUUGAGAGAAUUGAGAAGCUGGAGGAAGAUUUGAGGAGCUCGGCCACAAUCAUUCGGGUUUUGUCGAGGCAGCUUGAAAAGUUGGGGAUAAGGUUUCGGGUUACCCGCAAGGCUUUGAAGGAGCCCAUUGCUGAGACUGCAGCUUUGGCUCAAAAAAAUUCUGAGGCCACUCGAGCAUUAGCAGUGCAAGAAGACAAUCUGGAAAAGGAGCUUGGAGAAAUUCAAAAGGUUUUGUUGGCUAUGCAGGAGCAGCAGCAAAAACAACUUGAGCUGAUUCUUGCGAUUGCAACUUCUGGGAAGCUUCGGGAAAGUAGACAGGUACGCGAUCAAGAACAAAGUACCACUAUAAUACGUGAUUCAAGUGAGGAGGAUUCAAAACAGAAGGAAGCCCACCAAAUAUAG
Messenger RNA from Prunus armeniaca (apricot), 903 nucleotides. The record is from the annotation of a GenBank genome assembly. NCBI's taxonomy places the organism in Eukaryota, Viridiplantae, Streptophyta, Magnoliopsida, Rosales, Rosaceae.